GGCGGUCAGACACUCCAAGUACAAUCCAGCGUGUUUGAACUGGUGUUCAAAAAUCACCGUAAAACUUCAAAACACACCAGAAAACAUCACGCAAAGUCACACUUUUAACGUACACGCAAGCCGAAAGAGUGAGCCAGCACUUAGGCAAAGUGGAAAGUCCUUACCGGAGCAUGUCGCCUCUCGCCGGGUUGUCACCUGAUCCCGUCGCCGUCAUGGAGUCGCGUGUUGGCGGGUAAUAGACACCGGGGGGACUCGGCGUCGUCCAACUGGACCGCAACACGUCGCCUCGUCUUCCCGCAAGCGGGGCUUUCUUCCCCUCAGUCCCUUUUAAACUCCACCACCGAGCUCGGACACGGAGUCCGCCGAAACAUGCGCUCCCUCGUCGGGUUAGCGGCCACCGUGGCGGCCGCCAGCGUCUACCUCUACCUGCUGUCCACUCACCUCCCGCCCGCGGACGACCACCUCCGGCCGGCCACUCAGGAAGGGGACGAGCCGGUGGAGCACCACUACAAACUAAAGUUCCCGUCGGAUCUGGACGAGCUGCGCGAGCUAGCGGAGAUGCUAAAGUUCUACAAGCAAGAACACCACGGCUACGUUCUGCUGCUCUUCUGCAGCGCUUACCUCUACAAGCAGUCCUUCGCCAUUCCUGGUUCCUCCUUCCUGAACAUGCUCGCCGGCGCGAUAUUCGGGCCGUGGGAGGGUCUGGCCCUGGCGUGCUUGCUCACCACCACGGGCUCCACGUUCUGCUACCUGCUCUCGUCCGCCUUCGGGAAGCAGCACGUGGUGCGGGUCUUCCCCGAGAAGGUGGCUCUGCUGCAGAGGAAGGUGGAGGAAAAUCAUAGCAGUCUGUUCUUCUUCCUCCUCUUCCUCCGUUUCUUCCCCAUGACUCCCAACUGGUUCCUUAACAUCACCUGUCCCGUCCUCAACAUCCCCGUGUCCAUGUUCUUCUUCUCUGUCCUCAUCGGUUUGAUUCCCUACAACUUCAUCUGCGUGCGCACGGGCGCCAUCCUCUCCGAGAUCCACUCCCUGGACGACAUCUUCUCCUGGGGGACGCUGGCCCAGCUGCUGGCCAUCGCUCUGGUGGCGCUGGUCCCUGGAGCGCUCAUCAAGCGCUACAGCCGAGGCCACCUUGAGGUGGCCGACAUGGACGCCGCUCGGGAAGACGAUAGGCUGGAGCGCAAGAGACGAUGAGCGCCAGGACUUUCAUGGACCUUGGUCCCCCUGUGACCUUUUCUUUCAUUGCUGCCUGGCAGAGAGCACAACAUUAGGAACCCCUGCACAACGUGAUCCACGCUCCAAGCCAAGAUCCUCAGAUGAGUAGAAUAUCAGUCCAGGGCAGAACUUCACAAAUCGUGGUGUUUAAAGUGUGGCCCGGGUGCUGGUUGCAGCCCGCAGCUCAUUUUUUAACGGCAUAUUCUCAAAGAAAGAAUUGCCCCCCAGAAAAAACAGGCAAAAUGUGACGAGAAAAAGUUGCAAUGUUGACUCUAAUAACACAAGGCUGCCAUGUUUUUAUAAUAAUAAUGAAUUAAAUAAUAAUAAAUCAAAGUCCAUCUGACCUAUUCCAGGCUUCAAUUAAAUCAAAUAUUCUA
Molecule: messenger RNA, 1589 nt
Organism: Entelurus aequoreus (snake pipefish)
Lineage: Eukaryota; Metazoa; Chordata; Actinopteri; Syngnathiformes; Syngnathidae
Product: transmembrane protein 41A-B-like
Exons: 5
Coding region: 370-1191 (273 amino acids)
Source: RefSeq, a predicted model, not a curated record